Molecule: messenger RNA, 5748 nt
Organism: Betta splendens (Siamese fighting fish)
Lineage: Eukaryota; Metazoa; Chordata; Actinopteri; Anabantiformes; Osphronemidae
Gene: cfap65
Product: cilia and flagella associated protein 65
Exons: 35
Coding region: 193-5391 (1732 amino acids)
Source: RefSeq, a predicted model, not a curated record
CUCGGUUGCAGUAAUUAUGGUAAAACAAACUAUUACUUGUUACCAUAGUAACGCGGUGGCACAAACGUUUUGCGCUAAUUCGCUGUUAGCACGUUAUGGUCUUAAUCGUGUGACGUACUAACGAAGAUAACAGCACAAACCGCUCCGGAGCCGAUCUCCAGACUGUAGUGGUUCCUUGUGCCUUUUUCAGUCAUGCCAGCUGAAUCUCGGGGUCGAGACCCUUUGGGCCCCGGAGCUCCAUGGAGGUCACCCGAUGCAAACGAUGGCGAAGAUAAAGGAAGCAGGGGCUGGAGGAGGGGGGCCCAGAGGGAGCAGGCAUCCAGCAGGAGAAGCUGCUUCUUAGGCUUGGAAGUGAACACAGAGCUGGUCUGGGAGGACUGGGACUUGGGACGAGAGUUCACCAAAACACUAGUCUUGAAGAACGUUUAUAGCAAACUACAAAAACUACACUUGAGACCACCAGCAUCCAAGUUUUUCUCCACUGUAAUUAACCAGACAAUUCUUCUGAGCCCAGGGACUUCAUUUACAGUGCCAGUCAUCUUUAAACCACUGCAACGGUGUGAGUAUGAGGACAGUAUAGAGUUUCAAGGUAAAGACGGCAGCUUCCAAGUAUUUCUCCGGGCCACUUUUCCCUGCCAUGCCCUGGAGGUGCCCGAGUCUGUGCUGCUGCCAGUCUGUGCAGUUAGUCACUCCACGCAUACUACCUUCAGGCUCAAAAAUGCAAGUCAUCUCCAGACUUGGUUCCAGUGGGUGUGUGAAUCACCGUUUCAAAUGAACCCUGAGAAAGGCCUGCUGAAGCCAAAUCAAGAGUGUCAAGUCACUGUCAUUUUCCGACCACAAGAGGCGCUAGUGCACCAGCAACAGGCCAACUGCAUGUUUGGAGAGGAAAACAAUAAAGAGAGCUCCUGCACUGUUCUACUGCAGGGACUAGCCAAAUACCCAUAUCUUCAGCUGAGAAAAACAGACCCCAAUGAGAAAGAAGAAAAUGGGACCCCUGUGCUAAACUUUGGUUCUUUUGCUGUCGGGCAGAGUUUGCAGAAACGGUUUGAAAUCUUCAAUCCCUCUCCUGUAGCUGCAUCCUUUUCUGUGUCACGGUUGUCUGGUGGGGUGCCCUUGUUUGGGUCAGAGUUCAGCUGUGAUGUCACCACAGGGAAGGUGGCGCCUGGUGAAUCACAGCAGGUUGCAGUAACCUAUUUUCCUGCUGUAGUGGAUACUGUCUCUGUUGAGUACUUAUCAAUUGAUUGUGGAGGGUCCCUCAGCGAAACACUGCUCAAACUCACUGGAACCUGUAUAGGUCCCAGAGUUUCCUUGUCUUCCGCUGUUGUGGACUUUGGUUGUGUUAAGGAAGGAGGAACAGUCGAACAGACAUUGAAGCUGGUUAAUCCUUCGCCUGUUGUGGCAUUUUACCAGUGUAAUCUUGACUGUAAUGGGCACAGUGUGUUCUCCAUCCAGCCAGCAAGUGGCACCGUGUGCCCACAUAGCCAUACCAUGCUGAAAGCCGUUUACAGGCCAACGCAGGCUAGGGCUCACCACAGGAGAGUAGCAUGUCUCAUAUUGCACCAGGAGCCUCUGUUCCUCGACUUGAUUGGUACCUGCCACUCGGACUUUCACCAACCAGCCAUACUGAGACCUGAACAUUUGAUCUUAUACAGCGGACAGAUCCCAACUGACACGUCCAUGCAGCAAGUACAGUUGGACCAGCAGGACAUAUCUUCCACAUUAGAGGAGUCAAACCAAAGACCAGACAGUGCUGCUGUGUCAAGAAGUCCAAUGGAGGAAUUUUUCCAAUCAUGGAAUGUUAAUGGAAUCUCCUCCAGUUCUUCAUUAUCAUCCCCACAUAUAUCUGUGGUUCCCAACGAGCUCCUGUUUAAUCACAACAUGUCCUCCUCUGUGACUACUUUGUCUGCUUCCUGUCAGUUUGUUUCCAUCACCAACCGCAGUAGAAGGAAACUAAGUUUGGUGUGGACCGUUGCCCAAGACUCUCCAUUUACCGUUUCACCCACAUCAUGUCAUCUGGCUCCACUCAAGUCCACCUCUUUCACAGUCACAUAUGACCCCAAGCAACUCAACACCCUGCAUGGGGCACAACUCGAGUGCUUUGCGUUUAAUAAGGAAAAUCAACACAAGGGCAAUGAACUGCUCUGUCUGCCUUGGUGUGUGACUGUUAGAGUCAUUGGCCACUCCUUUCAGUUGGGCAAAGAGCACUUCGUCCCAUGCUGUUCCCUGAAGCCUGCUCGAGUGGUUUUUCCAGCUCUGAGUGCUGUUUCCUAUCAAACAGUGCUCCUCCAGAAUGGUGGAGUCCAACCCCUCACCUUCUGUCGGGACCACAGCUCAAACCCUGCCCUGACAGAAUCGGUGUACGUAACUCCAAGCUGUGGACUUAUUCAGCCCGGUGAUCAUCAAAUCCUGACCCUCAGAACAAUCCCCACAGAAGACAGUCCAAAGGAAGGUUUCAGUUUACAGCUGCAACUCAAUGCAACUAAACACACAAAGGAAUUGACAAUUGUCAGUGUGGCAGAAAAGCCGUGUGUGUCUCUGGAAGCAGACAGCGGUUUAUAUUUCCGUCCAACAGCUGUGGGAUCACAAACUCGCCGCUCCAAACACAUCAGGAAUCUCAGUCGUCUACCUCUACGGUUCCAGUGGAGCAUUCCAGAGUCAGACCAGGGGAUUAUCUUUGUUGAACCAGAUGUUGGCGAACUGCAUCCCAAUGAGAGCGCAGUGCAGACAUGGUCAUUCAGUCCACUGGAAGAGAAAAUAUACAGAGUCAAACCAACUCUCACCUUCUGGCCAAGUCAGUCUACUGGAUGUGACAGGUCACAGCUUUGUCUUGAGGUGGAGGGAACAGGCUCCAUUGGCUUUAUAAAGGGAGAGGAGGCAGUUGUGGAUGUGGGGGAAAUUUUGGUUGGAAGUUACAGAUCAAUCGAAAUUCCUCUAAUCAACGACAGCCCCUGCUCUGUGUCCUUCUGCCUUUCUGUAAAGCAGCAACUCCUGGAUGAUGAUCCUAUUAAUGACCCAGAGACUAAGCCUAGUGCCCUAGAGCUGGACUGUAAGAGAGGAACCAUUGCCUCACAAUGCAAACUGCUGCUUCAAUGCAGUGUCAGACCACAAAGGCGCGCCCAGUACGUGUGGACCAUCAGCUACCAGACGUUAAACUCCAGUGGCUUGGCGUCGUCCUCUUCCUGGGCAGUGUGUGAAGUGCGAGCCCAGGGUGUAUUUCCCACCCUACAGGUGAUUGAUGUGUGCAGCUCUGGGAAUGUGGGCAGACUCAGCAAGCACCAUCUAUGGGGACUUUUCUCACUGGACAGGCUCAACAAGCACCUGCUCUCUAACCCUGAGUCAUCUGAACUCACCUACAGAACCCCCACCAGGCACAGUCUUCAUAGUUCUCCUUUGAUCUUCACCAAAGCCAACGUGGAUUUCAACUUUAGUGCCGCUCCGUUAAAUUCAGACCCAUCGACAUUUGUUUUGAUGUUUCAUAACCCUGGAUCUGUGCCUGUAGACUGGGCAUUCUUGUUUCCAGAGGACCAACAGAUAGAGCUGGAGUACUGGGCACAGACAGGAGAGUUGGACAGCACUGACUUCAGCCACAUGCAUAUUCAAGACAAUCAUCUGUUCAACAUUUCUCCUCGUACGGGAACUUUGCAGCCUGGCCAGCAGAGGGCAGUGCUCCUAACGUACAGCCACACAUUUGUUGGGAUAGAUCGGAUUUCUGUGGUGCUAAAACUCUCUCAUGGCAGAGAGAUCUUGCUGAACUUUGAGGGAGUGACGGUGGAGAGACACAGGCCUUACCUCCACUUUGUGUCAGAUCAACAUGUCUUGAGCCCUAUAAGCAUUGGGGACACCAGCCCUCCAAAGCAGGUGUUUGAAGUACACAAUGCUGGUGCAGUGCUGGUACAUUAUGAAGUAGACACGUCCGUGCUGUCACAGCUUCAGGUGGAAAACUUUAAUCAUCCUGUACUGUGCUGCCUCAAUCCAGAGGGAGAGGUCCUACCAGGCAAGGUGGCAACGUUGGAAUGGAUCUUCUCUCCACUAGAACCAAGGAUGUAUCAUAUGGAAAUUCCUAUCCACAUCCAGGAUGGAGACUCGAUAUUGAUGAGGAUUGAGGGAUGUGGGUUGGACACUCCGACCCUUGGAUCCCCAAACAGUGAUAGUAAGCCAUCCGUACCCUGUGUCCAGAGGGUGUCCUUCGCAGGACAGGCGGUAUUCCUCUCUGAGGACAGCAUCUCUCUAGGUGACAUGCCAGUGUCCUGUCAAUGCUCAAGGAUCCUCUUCCUCACUAACAAGUCUUGCACCGACACGUUCCAGUUCACCUGGGACCUGGCCCAGCAGAGGAACCAGCAGGAGGUCUGGAUUCACCCCAACAGAGGACGUCUGUGUCCAGGGGAGAGUGUUCUUUGCGUUCUUACCUUCACUUCUGCUGACUACCCCGCACUUUAUCAGCUAGACGUCAUCUGUCAGGUCGAUCAGGAAGCAGCAACGGUUCAAUAUCAUGACGACUUGAAGGUUUGGGAAGAAGAAGGACAGAGACGGCAAGAGGAGUUCACAAUUACAGACAAAAGCCCUACGGAUAUCCCUGCGAAUCUGACAGAUAAGGAACCACAUUCAGUCACAAAAGGGCCAUCUCUCAGGAAAUACAAGACUCUUCCGCCUAUUUGUUCGAGUAGCCGUUUGAAACAAGUGGGCGACACUAGUCAGAGGCCAACAAAACCUGAGCGUUGUGCACCACGAGAAACCCCUAGCCAGAUACGGAGACCACCUGAACCCCCCCAGCCCUCUCUCCUGCAUCUGGAGGUUACAGCACGCUCCCAUGUGUGUCUGGACUACAUCGCGCACUUCCCCGACCAGUUCAGCAUGCUUUACAAAUGCCUCUCGUCAGACAAGUCCCAGAAUCCUAAAUCAGCUUUCUCAACCACAGACGUCGCUGCUCAACCAACACAAGAGCCUGGAAAAGACGUCACCGCUCCCAUACUCAUGUCUCUGCUAAAAAACAUCCUAGAUGAUUCAGCCUUCAGCCAGUCUCUGCUCACUGUGGCCUCCAGACCCAUCAUCUAUCAGCCAACACAACCAUUCCGCCCUCAUUACCCCCCCAUUCAAUCCUCCCCACAUUUCACUACCUGUCCCACAUCUCCUCACCCUGAACCGAAAGCUCAGGUUGUAUCGAGUGGGACCGAAGGAACGCUGGAAGCCAAAACUCAGAAUAAACGGCACACAGCAUAUGUACCAGUUCACAUCGCUGAGGAGGUUUUGCGGAACACCCUCCAGAACCUGAUGUUGGAAGCUGUCAGCGGAGAACUUGUCCUUACGGCACAUCCACGCUCUGUUAGUUUACCACCUGCUUCUGCCAGAACAAGGAGGACUGCCAGAGCUGCAGCUGAAAAAGUUGGGAUUUAAUUUGGGACCCCACCAUCUACCUUACACUUUUAUUCAAUUAUAAUUUUAGAUGUCUUCAACCCAUAUUCAGUUUUCUCCAACACAACUAUUAUUACUACUUAAUUCCUCACAGAUUCCGUCAACAUUUCAUAAUUAUUUUUUCGGUUUCAUUACAAAUGGUUGGUUUGCACUCAAGAGAUGUAUCAUGUUUGUAAUCUCUAUUCUAAAUCAUUAAAAUAUUAUGUUACUGAAAAUGUAUCCAAAAGAUUUUCCAUUUACUUUUUUUACUACAAUUACAGCAUGAUAAACUUUGAGUAUGUGGGAACAGGAGAAUGGCAGAUGAAGUAGGGCAUGCAGAAUAAAGGGCUAUUACGUGUA